AAUAGACUGACAUAGAAAUCUAUGAUCUCCUGAAUAGCCUACUUCAUGAUCGUUAUGAUUGAUUGGACAUCGCAACGCUAACAUUUUUACACUGUAGUUUUCAGACGGUCCAUAGGCUAUAUGAUCCAGCGAAUGAAACCAACUUUACCGCCCAAUAAAUUUGGCAUUAUACGAAGCUAAUGCAUGUAAUCAAUUACUCGUGGACAAACGCACAAAACGUGCACCGAGCGCGUAACGUUACGUCAUCAUCGCUCGCGUCACAAAUUAAAAGUGAAAGUAAAUGAACAGACUUGAUGUUUCGGCAUUUAAACAACCAGGAAUAUUCUACAACAGGAAUAUCAGUGUGUUUUUAGAGGAACCUUUAUAAAAGUCUUCUAUCCACAGUCAGUGUUGGAAAUCAGAUUCUGUUUCAACUGUUCAGAUUCAUCAUGGAUGACACACAAACAUCCAGAGAUGAAGAUUUUUUUCCAGGAUGCAGUUCAGUUCAUCAGAAGCGAUCAGAACCAGAGCCCAGCUGUGUGUCUAUGAGGAGUGACAGGUCUAUGGGUCGGCCAGUAGAUUUUAAGAGUGGAGAUAAACAGACUGAUUUUCUCAGCUCAGUUCAUCAGAAGAGAUCAGAACCAGAGUCCAGCUGUGUGUCUAUGAGGAGUGACGAGUCUAUGGGUCAUAAAAUACAUUUUCUGAGUCGAGAUACAAAGACUGAUCGGAGCCAUGAAGUCCUCAACAGGUUUAGAUCAAAUCUGAAGAAGAAGUUUGAGUGUCUGUAUGAGGGAACAGCACAGCAGGGAAACCCAACACUCCUGAAUGAGAUCUACACAGAGCUCUACAUCAUAGAGAGUGAGAGUGGAAAGAUCAGUAAUGAGCAUGAGGUGAGACAGAUUGAGACACAAUCCAGGAGAGCAGCAACAGAGGACACACCGAUCCAAUGCAGUCACAUCUUCAGACCUUUACCUGGACAAGACAAACCCAUCAGAACUGUGCUGACAAAGGGAGUCGCUGGCAUUGGAAAAACAGUCUCUGUGCAGAAGUUCAUCCUGGACUGGGCUGAAGGGAAAGAGAAUCAGGACAUCCAGCUCAUAUUUCCACUUCCUUUCAGAGAGCUCAACUUGAUGAAGGACAAACUCAGUCUUUCAGAUCUUCUUCAUGCCUUUUUCCCUGAAACAAAAGAAAUGGAAAUAUCCAGUGAUAAGUAUAAAGUUUCCUUCAUCUUUGAUGGUUUGGAUGAGUGUCGUCUGUCUCUGAACUUUGAGAGCAAAGUGAAACUGUGUAAUAUAUCUGAAUCAGCCUCAGUAGACGUACUGCUAAUGAACCUCAUUGCGGGGAAUCUGCUUCCCUCUGCUCUUAUCUGGAUCACCUCCAGACCAGCAGCAGCUGAUCUCGUCCCCUCUGAGUGUGUCCAUCGAGUGACAGAGGUACGAGGCUUCAAUGAGCCACAGAAGGAGGAAUACUUCAGGAAGAGAAUCAGUGAAAAGAGAUUGGCUAAAAGAAUCAUCAGCCACCUGAAGUCAUCAAGGAGCCUCUUUAUUAUGUGUCACAUCCCAGUGUUCUGCUGGAUCUCAGCCACUGUUCUAGAGAAGAUGUUGAGGAAAUCAUGGAAAGGAAAGAUUCCCAAGACUCUGACUCAAAUGUACACACACUUCCUGAUCCUUCAGACCAACAUCAAACAUGAGAAGGACUAUGAGAAGAAUGUGACAGAUGAAGACAUGAUCCUCAAACUGGGGAAACUGGCAUUUCAGCAGCUUGUGAAAGGCAAUGUGAUCUUCUAUGAGGAAGACCUGAGAGAGUGUGGCAUUGAUGUGACAGAAGCAUCAGUGUACUCAGGAUUGUGCACUCAGAUCUUCAGAGAGGAGUUUGGCUGGUAUCAGGGGAAAGUCUUCUGCUUUGUUCAUCUGAGCGUUCAGGAACAUCUAGCAGCUCUAUAUGUGCACCUCUCCUUCACUAACAACAGCAUAAAUGUGUUUGACCAAAUCAACAAACAGAGUUUGUGGUCUAAAGUUAAGGACUGGCUUCAACUCAAUUCAUCAGAACAUGUUUCAUUAUCUGAGCUACAUCAGAGAGCUGUGAAUGAGGCUCUGCAGAGUAAAAAUGGACAUCUGGACCUUUUCCUGCGGUUUCUUCUGGGUCUGUCAGUGGAGUCUCAUCAGAUUCUCCUAAAAGGACUAAUGAAACAGACAAGAAGCAGAUCUGACAGCAAUGAAAAAACAGUUGAGUACAUUAAGAUGAAGAUCAGCACCAUUGACUCUCCAGAGAAAUUCAUCAAUCUGUUCCACUGUCUGAAUGAACUGGGUGAUCAUUCACUAGUGGAGGAAAUACAACAGUAUCUAAAAUCUGGAAGAAUAAAGAAAGGCAAACUUUCUUCAUCUCAGUGGUCAGCUUUAGCUUUUGUGUUGUUGACAUCAGAGAAGAAGCUGGAUGUGUUUGAUAUUAAUACAUUUGUUGGAGGAAACGAUAAAGCUGAAAAACUGAAAGUUUAUCUGAAGCUGCUGCCAUUGAUUAAAGAAUCCAGAUCAGUUCAGUUGAGUGAUUGUGAUAUCACAGAUGAAGGUUGUGCUGCUCUGACUUCAGCUCUGAGAUCAAACCCCUCACACCUGAGAGAACUGAAUCUGUCAGGGAAUGAAAUAGGAAAAUCAGUGAAUCUGCUGUCUGAUAUACUACAGGAUCCUCACUGUAAACUGGAGAUACUGCGGUUGAGUGAUUGUGAUAUCACAGAUGAAGGUUGUGCUGCUCUGGCUUCAGCUCUGAGAUCAAACCCCUCACACCUGAGAGAUCUGGAUCUGUCUGGGAAUAAAAUAGGAAAAUCAGUGAAUCUGCUGUCUGAUGUACUGAAGGAUCCUCACUGUAAACUGGAGAUACUGGGGUUGAGUUAUUGUGAUAUCACAGAUGAAGGUUGUGCUGCUCUGGCUUCAGCUCUGAGAUCAAACCCCUCACACCUGAGAGAACUGAGUCUGUCAGGGAAUGAAAUAGGAAAAUCAGUGAAUCUUCUGUCUGAUGUACUGAAGGAUCCUCACUGUAAACUGGAGAUACUGGGGUUGAGAGAUUGUGGAGUCACAGAUGAAGGUUGUGCUGCUCUGGCUUCAGCUCUGAGAUCAAACCCCUCACACCUGAGAGAUCUGGAUCUGACUGUGAAUAAAAUAGGAAAAUCAGGAUGUAAACUGCUCAUUGCUCUAAAGAAUUCUCCACAUUAUAAACUAGAGACACUGUGAUUUUGAGGAAAUUCCCACUCUGAGUCCGGCCCCACACACUCUCCUCACUGACACUCGCUGCUUUCUCCUCUCUAACUAGAGAAAUUCACCACAGUGUUUAUAAACUCCUCUGAUCUGAAUCACACAGCAGAAACCACAGGGUCCUGAAGCAGAGAGCUCAGAGAGCACACAGUUUGUAUAUCUUGUUAUACAUACUGAAUACAGAUUGAUAGAUUAAUAUAAUUAUAGCUUUUUUUUAAGACAGGGUUUCAUAAAUGUUAAUGAUGACUAUACAGUUUAAGUGUUAACUUGUGUAUAUAUAUAUAUAUAUAUAUAUAUAUAUAUAUAUAUAUAUAAAAUACUGUAUGUAUAACUGUAUAAAUAACACAUUUCGGACUGCACUGUAUUAAAGUCUCUCACUCACAUAAAAUAACACUUGUCACUUUAAAACUACUUUACAGCAAAAUUUGAAUUUGUCUUUUAAUUGAUCACUAAUGUGAUGUUGAUGAAGCUCUAGUCUGAAUGGAGAUGAGAAUAUAGUAGUGCUGUAAUCAUGAAGUAUUUUCAAAGGUGUUGUAUAAGAAACUCCAUUUCCAUGUCAAGUAAUGUUUAUCAUUUUUUUUUAAAUGUAAACUGCAGACCUUUCACAACUAAGCAGCAUUUUAUUUUUAUUUAAAAUUCACAUUUUGUGCUGUAUUCUAGUCUGAUUUUGCAUUAGUAUUAUAAGAAAUCAGUGUUAUUUAUGUAAGCACAUACCAGUCUUGAAAUCAGUAGAAAUGAUGAUCAGCUCAUAUUGAACACAGAGAUCAACCCCAACACACAUCCAUAAACUGCUCAUAUAAAAGUGUGAAUGAUGGGUUGAUUUAAACUGCUGACGUCAUUAUGUUUCUAAAAACUGCCUUAAUGAGACGUCUUUCCAUAUGAUCUUAUUGUUCAUUUGCUGUGUUUACAUGUAUUACAGGACUGUGCUUCAUAAUAAUAGUGCUUGAAGAUGUUUUGUAGACUGAAAUAAAUGUUGUAGAAACAAUUUUCACUCAGAAAUUGCUAGUGAAUUUCUCAAACACUUACAAAGAAACGACAAGUAACAUUGAAAUAAAUGUGAAACUAUAAAAACUGAAGUAACAUUGUCUUGCAAAAUGUGCUCUAAUAAUCUGUUUUAUUUUUUACAGUGUAUUGUAUAUACAGUGUACUGACUAACAGUAAAUAUUCAGACAUUUGCAUUAUAGAUAUUAAAGUAACAAUUGCACCACUAUUAAAAUUAUACAGUAAUGUAUCAUUACUAGUUUAACCAUAUUCAGUUGUAGCUAAAAUGUAAUCAACACCCAGACUGAU
This is a messenger RNA of Megalobrama amblycephala (Wuchang bream), 4514 nucleotides long. RefSeq names its product NACHT, LRR and PYD domains-containing protein 3-like. Gene Ontology annotation, molecular function: protein binding. The transcript is spliced from 10 exons. The coding region runs from base 429 to 3203 and encodes 924 amino acids. Lineage: Eukaryota; Metazoa; Chordata; Actinopteri; Cypriniformes; Xenocyprididae. The record is from RefSeq and is a predicted model, not a curated record.